AUGAUCGUGUCUAACGUCAGUCUGAGCUGCGACGCGAGCUGCCCAUGGGGAGACAGUGACAGUGAGACGGUGGUCUUGCAGGGAGGAGGUUCAGGUUCUCUGAGUCCUACGGGACACCUCGUGGUGGCGGUAUGUCUGGGGUUUAUAGGUACAUUCGGUUUCCUCAACAACCUCCUGGUGUUAACGUUAUUCUGCCGGAACCGCGCACUGCGCUCUCCCAUCAAUGUCUUGCUGGUGAGUGUGUGUGUGUCGGACCUGCUGGUCAGCGUGCUCGGGACACCGUUCAGCUUCGCCGCUGCCACACAGGGCCGGUGGUUGAUCGGUAGUGCGGGAUGCGUCUGGUACGGCUUCAUCAACGCCUGUUUGGGUAAGCAGCCUAUUGUCUCUCUCUCUCUGCCUCCCUCUCUCUCUCGCUCUCUCUCUCUCUCUCUCUCUCUCUCUCUCUCUGUGUGUGUGUGUGUGUGUGUGUAUGUGUAUGUGUAUGUGUGUUAGUGCUCAGCUUAAAGUAUGUGCUAAAUGUACAGUAUUUGACUGUAUCAGCACUAUGGCUGCUCUGGAUCUUGACUCAGAUUUCUCAAUGAACUUCAACAGUAAAGUGAUUAAGCAUAAAUCUAAAUAAAUAAUUAACUUCAGACUCUCCAGCCACAGCCCCUUGUGUGUUUGUGUGUUCAACAAGAUCUCAUGGUGGCCUUAAGAUUCUGAUAUUCAUCCACUUUCUCCAAACCUCACAUUUUAAAGUUACUCCAAACAUAACAUUUAGAAGUGUUUUUGACACCCUGGGUUUACUGCUCCUGCUCAGCAUCAUUCUGUUUCUCCAAAUGUCACAUUUCGAAGUUAAGGUUUGGGAUAGGGUUAAAACAUUAAGUUUAGGCAUUCAUUCCGAAUGGUUAAAUUAAGGGUUAAGGUUUGGGACAGGAAUAAAACCAACAACAAAAAAAUGUGUAUCUACCACUGGAAUUGAACACUCAACCUUUGGAUCCGGAGUCAUGGGAUUACCCCAUCCACAACACCCUAGCAAAACCCAAACCUACUUCAUGGUAAUACCGCUCACUGUUGCCCCUAGUGGACGGUUUUGAAGGCAUUUCCUGAAGUCAAUUUCGAGGUCAAUCUUGAGGGAUCUGCCUGGUGUGUGUGUGUCAGACUGCGUCCUCAUUAACUGUCAGCGGUGCCUUGUGAAACAGCAACCUAAUACCCAGUCAAGUCUCUAUGCUAUUUUGUGUAUGUGUGUGUGUGUGUGGGUGUGUGUUCCAGGUAUUGUGUCGCUGAUCUCCCUGGCAGUGUUGUCCUAUGAGCGUUACUGUACCAUGCUGUGUAGGACGCAGACAGACGGCAGCGACUUCGGUCCAGCGGUGGCCGGAGUGUGUUUCUCCUGGCUCUACUCUCUGGCCUGGACACUGCCCCCGCUGCUGGGCUGGAGCAGCUACGGCCCCGAGGGACCAGGUGUGUGUGUGUGUGUGCAUUUGUGUGUGAAUGUGUGUGUGAGUGAAAGUGCAAAAAAAGUAUUUGAUUUAAUUACAAUCUGCUGGCAUAUGGAACUACAGUAUUUAUUACCUAGUAACAGUAUAGAUAGUAACAGUAUUCAUAUUGACAGUGUGUAUUGUUGUACUGUGUUCCAGGAACCACCUGUUCAGUGGACUGGAGGACCCAGACACCGAACAACAUCUCCUACAUCUUCUCUUUGUUCACCUUCUGUCUGUUACUGCCUUUCUCUGUCAUACUGUACAGCUAUAGCAAGCUGCUCAGCGCUAUCAAACAGGUAACUAACCCCUGACCUCUGACCUCUUCUAACUCUUCACUUAGUUGACAGUUUAGAGAGUUGAGUUUAGAUAUAAUGCCUGGGGAUGGUGUAACCGCAGCCAGGUUGCUCAAGAUCCACUGCAAAAUUCGACGUCCGUCCAGGUAAACAGGAUUUCGGGAGAUGAGUUCUAAACCAGCCACUAGGGCCAACGGUGAGUGCUAUUACCAUCACGUAAGCUUGGGUUUUGCUAGGGAAUUGUGGACAGGGAUGGCAGAUGGGUGUAAGCCGUGAGCACCGGCUCCGAGGGUCGCCUGUUCAAUCCCAGUGCUAGGCACAAUUUGUUUUUGUUUUUUUACCCUCUCCCAAACCUUAACCCAUAACUUAACCAUUCGGAAUCAAUGCCAAACUUAACCUUCGAAAUUGGACGUUUAUGGACAAACGUGGGAUUCUGCAGUGAGACUGUGAGAGCUUGUUGUUAACCAUUGGUACCAGCAGCACAUAUACUGUACUCUCCCAUGUCUGCAUGGGAUCCAAUCCAAGUCUCUCCUCACGUUCCUGUCUCUUCUCUAUAGUCUUAUCUGUUUAAUAAAAUACAUCAUACAAAAUACAAUAAGUGGGAUCGCCAUACUCUUAUUAAAGAGUCUAGAGCUUAGAAAGUUAUGUUUAGAGAUUAGAGAGUUUAGUUUUAGAGUUUAAAGUUACAAUGUCUCGAUUAGAGGAGAGUACAGGAAGCAGUAAUUAGAGGAUUCCUGGGGAUUGAGGUUGUUAGUGAGACUUUUGAGGAUAAUCAUUAACACACACACACACACACACCUAAUUCUAACCCUAAACCUAACCCCUAGGCCUAAAAUAGCCUUUUUACAAGUGAGGACCGGCAAAAUGUCCUCACUUCUUCUCUGAAUUUUAGUUGGUUUACAAUUCUUGUGAGGAGUUCUGGUACUCACAAGUAUAGUAAAACGUGAACACACACACGCAGUCUUGAUUCAACUUGGCAGAGUAAAUUAUCUUUGCUAAAGUACAAUAGGAACCUAGCUUGAUGCCAGUCUGUAUGUGUGUGUGUGUGUGUGUGUGUAUGUGUGUGUGUGUGUGUAUGUGUGUGUGUGUGUGUUUGUCAUCCCUCCAGGUGAGCAGUGUGAGCUCAGUGGUGACCCGUCAUCGUGAGCAACGUGUGUUGGUGAUGGUGGUAACCAUGGUAGCGUGUUACCUGUUGUGUUGGCUGCCCUACGGUGUAGCGGCCCUGCUGGCAACCUUUGGCCCCCGCAACCUUUUGACUCCUGAGGUCACCAUCGCCCCCUCGCUGUUGGCCAAGACAUCGACAGUCAUCAACCCUGUUAUAUACAUCUACAUGAACAGACAGGUACACACACACAUGCACACACACGCACACACACAGACACACUGUACCCCUGUUUGGCGUUGUCAGUCUUCAGUUCCUCCCAACCGUAUCCAUGGUGACAUUGAGUUGAGGUGAGCUGAAGACCUAAAAGGCUGCACAGACUGCCACAGAGAAUGUGUUGUCUCUAAAACAACCUGCAACCUGCCACCAAAGAUAAACGUGCCUUUUUGCACGCACUGAUUCAAAACGCUGUAGAGAAGCAGAUAGAUGAAAACAUCCCAGCAAACACACAACCACCACACAACGUUGCCUCAAAGUUGCCAUCUGAUUUCUCCUGGGUAAAUGUAGUGGACCAGAAGUAUACGUGUGGAACUGGAGAGUAUACUAAGUACACUAUGUUUAUCCAGGUGAUAUACACCCUGCUGUGUGUUGUGUGUGUAUGCUGCAUGUGUUAGUGUAUGUAGUGUGUAUGUGUGUGCGUGUGUCAGUGAGAGAAAGAGAGAAAGAGAGAGAGAGAGAGAGAGAGAGAGAGAGAGAGAGAGGGGGGGGGGGUGAGGGAGGUGUGUACUUGGGUGAUACAAUGUUGCUAGAUUGAGUUUGAUUUGAAAACCCUGCAUUAGCAUAAUAUAAUCACUUGCACUGAUCUAAGCAUCCACAACCGCCCCUCAAACACACACUGUUCUUUGCUCUGACCCUUUGAUUUGACACUGAGAUCAGUUAUCAAUGCUGUAAUCAAUGUGUGUGUGUGUGUGUCUAUGUGUGUGAGAGUGUGUGUGUGUGUGUGUGUGUGUGUGUGUGUGUGUGUGUGUGUGUGUGUGUGUAGUUCUACAGGUGUUUCAAGGCUAUGCUGAGGUGUUCUGCUCCUGACCGAAGCUACAGUUUGAAGACCUCUUCGCGAGUGACCAAAACACUCCGGACCAUUCGCCAUGGAAACGGACACAACGUGACGGUUGUCGUGGUGUCUGUAGGCCCGCCCACUCCGAAGGUCUCUGCCAACGGUUCCUCAGCGGAAUCGAAUGACCAGCCACUGUCACCUCCCAAAACCACUCCCCCUGUCCAAAUCACUUCCACUGGCCAAACCACUCCCCCUGUCCAAAUCACUCCCACUGGCCAAACCAAUCCCCCUGUCUCAACCAUGCCCACUUUCACACCCAAACCAAAACUGGCCUUGGUAGCUCACUACAACGGAUAG
Messenger RNA from Coregonus sp. 'balchen', 4266 nucleotides. NCBI's taxonomy places the organism in Eukaryota, Metazoa, Chordata, Actinopteri, Salmoniformes, Salmonidae. The record is from the annotation of a GenBank genome assembly.